Polypterus senegalus (gray bichir) is the source of this 5704-nucleotide messenger RNA. Its product is annotated as cysteine-rich motor neuron 1 protein-like. Bases 1248 to 3740 code for a protein of 830 amino acids. The record is from RefSeq and is a predicted model, not a curated record. Gene Ontology annotation, cellular component: extracellular region. Gene Ontology annotation, molecular function: serine-type endopeptidase inhibitor activity; protein binding. NCBI's taxonomy places the organism in Eukaryota, Metazoa, Chordata, Cladistia, Polypteriformes, Polypteridae. The transcript is spliced from 13 exons.
GAGAAGAUGAUAUAAGUAUCCAUGCAGUACACUCAUCUACUUUUAGGACAGGAAGUUGUCCCUGAUGGAAAGACUUGCUUCUCAUGGCUUUCAAGAGGGCACUUUACUGUGGUCUUGUGAACGUUUUAAAAAGAAGGGCCAGUUAAUUCGAAUUAAAAAGCAAGACCAUUCAAAUGCACAUUUCGAGAAAGCCUUCGUGUAAUCAUGAGUCACCUCCACGAGAUGCUUUCACGUCCACAGCUGCACAUUGGGUUCUGCUAUGUGAAAUUCCCAUUAUUUGGUGCACCGUGCAGGGAUGGCAAAUGCAAGUCAUUUCUGGAAUAAACUGGAGAAGUCAAGUUUCCGAGGUUGGGUCCCUUCUUUUUUUCUCUGUGCUUUUCUCUUUCUCAACUCUUUUCUCCUCUUUUCUUCUCCUUUGACUACCAGCACGUGUAUCUUUGCGACCCGCAAGCUCGCCCUCUCCAUGUGCUGCACACGUGUGGCCACAGACCUGGAGGUUAGUCGCCCCAACAUCCGCUCAAUCCGCAAAUCUGUUCUGUCAGUGUCACUGAAUAACUGGGCACUGUAACAUUUAGCUUUGCGAUCGCCUACAUUUAAGUUAAUGCGGUCGGCGGGGUUCACUUGGGUGCUGGCUGGGCAUUGACAGCAAACGCGAACGAGAAGUCUUAAGAGAGCGAUGACCACUUGUUCUUCACGCCGAUCUGCCAAAGCUGCUGUAACGAUCUCGUUUUAUGAAAUUUUUGACCCCCGAUACACAAUUAGCAGUAAUGUAAUUGUUUAUCGCUUCCACGCGGUGCUAGCUGUUCAGGAUUUACCACUGCGCCGCUGAGGGGGGCUUUGCGCGUGCACGUAUGUGUGUAAGUGUGCGCGCGAGCUCGCGAGCGGAGGAGUUUGUGAGCCCCGUGACACUAACAGGACUGCGUGUGUCUCCUCCUCGUCUUCUUCUUCUUCUUGUUAGCUUUUAGUUAUCCUUCAUAUGAGCUCAGCUAUUAGAAUGAGCUCCCGCCUGACAGGACUAUAACUGAUCCGAACAAAAAGAAGCCCCCUAAAUACUGGAGACAGGGGUCUCAGUGCUGUGACGAAAUAGAAGAUGCAGCGCAAGUAAAUCCCGAUACACCUUUUAUAUUAGGCUUUUUCUCUUUUCUUCAAAGGACAAGUACAGCGGCGAAGUUGUAUUUCUUGGAAGGUUUUUGUUGAGGAAGCCGUUCAUCAGUUGAAUGUGAGCAUCAGCGCAACCCACGGGCUCGAUGAAGGUUGAUUCAUCUCUGGACAUGUGCCGCCCUUACCCGAUCGUUGUUCUCCUCGGCGUAGCGACACUCCUGGCUCGUGUCCUCCUGGCACACGAAUGCUCACCUUGUGAAACCCGGACGUGCCCUCCGCUAACUUCGCUUGGCUGCCUGGCUGGUCGCUCCUUGGCACGGGACCCGUGCGGAUGCUGCGAGCGCUGCGCCGGGCUGCAGGGGGAGUCGUGCGGAGGCAAGGACUGGGAGGUCGGGAUUUGCGAGGAGGGACUGAACUGUGAAACGGCUGAUGGGACUGGACUGAUCAAGCCGCCUGAUCGAGGACUGUGCAAAGGUAAGCUGAAUUGUUCUGAUGUCAAGUGUCCUGAUCAGCUAAAAGCUGACUGCCCAGCAGACUCUAUUCUUAGGCAGGAUUUAGUCUCAGAGAACAGCUGCUGCCCAAUAGCCUCUCAGCGAUGUGUGUGUGACCAAGAGGCAUGCGUGAAGAAGACCUGUCCGGAAGGAUUCCUUUUGAUUCUGGUGUCUCAAGGCAAAGGAACACCUGGAGAAUGCUGCGAUGUUUAUGAGUGUCAGAGAGUAUCCACCAAGUGUUUUCAUGACGGGAAAGUAUAUGGAGACAGGGAAGUUUACCGAAUGGACACAUGCUGGUUGUGCCAGUGUCGACAGGGAAUAUCGUUCUGCUCCAAGGUGGAGUGUGCGGAGUUGGAGUGUGACAGCUUCUACAUCCCAGAUGGAGAGUGUUGUGCAGUCUGUAAAGAUAUGGAACUCCUUCAUCUUGGCAGUGGAGGUGCCAGUUGCUGGGCAGGCAACACCCUCCGACAGCAUGAAGAGCAGUGGAAGGAGGACGAUUGUACCUUCUGCCAGUGUGUCAAUGGUGACCCUCACUGUACUGCCAUGUCCUGCAAACAGAGCUGCCAGAAUCCGGUGAAGAUUCCUGGAGAAUGCUGUCCUUUCUGUGAAGAGCCUACGUAUCAAACGGUCAGCCCAGUCCUAUGUCCGAAAUUGGAGAACUGCUCUCUUUCUGAGAAAGACUGCCCAUUUGGUUUUGUUCAGGACAGAAAUGGUUGUCUUCUGUGUCACUGUCUAUCAAAUGACUCUUGUCCUGAUUUGACUACCUACUGCUCGCUUCAGUGCCCCACUGGCUAUGAGGUUGACGACUAUGGCUGUCAAGUUUGUGAAUGUGUAUCGCAGAUCCCGAAGUGCAGGCCAAUCUCUUGUGGUAAAACCUGCCCUCAUGGAUAUGUAAAGAACAAACACGGCUGUGAGAUGUGCCGUUGUGUGAAAUGUCCUCCGUUCAUCUGCGGCAAGGAAUGUCCAGAGGGCUACAAGCAGAAUAGAAAAGGCUGCUUUGUCUGUGCCUGUAAAGAGACUGAUGAAGUCCUAACAACAACACCACCAUUAGCUCCAAAGAUCAGCUACUGCCUGACUACAUCAGGCCAUCGCUACAAAGAAGGAGAGAGCUGGCAUGACGGCUGCCGGGACUGCUACUGCCAUGCUGGUCAUGAGAUGUGUGUACUGAUUACCUGUCUGGUCCCAAACUGCUCUCAUCCUGUGGUUCGAGAUGAACAGUGCUGUCCAAGCUGUGAAGAUGACUCUGGAAGUGGGCAGCCUGAACCCCCUGAUCUGGUGGUGUGUAGAGCACCUGGUGGGGAACUGUACGUGGAAGGAGAGACUUGGCAGUUGGACACUUGCACUCGCUGCACGUGCCGCCAGGGUCGGGUUCUGUGUGACACUGAGGUGUGCCCGCCAGUGUUGUGUCACUCACCUUUCAAAGCUCAGACUGCAUGUUGUUAUGCCUGCCCAGAUGACCAACUGAAGCUGCUACCCAUCAACGCCAGCCAGCAGGAGUUCUGCGUGUCCACUAAUGGGGAAAUCUCAUUGGCUGGAGAGUCAUGGAAAGAGAAUCCGUGCACAAGCUGCAUCUGUAAUAAAGGAACCAUCAGGUGCUUCUCACAAGGAUGCCCUCAAGCAUUCUGCCGCAUCCCAGUCUUGAGGAAAGGACAGUGUUGUCCUCAGUGCUUAGAUGGCACCACCACGGUCAUCCCAGUGAUACUCUCCACGCGGUCCUCGACCCUUGAGACAUCCUAUGUUGAUGAACAAACCCAGAGGCUGCCUACUACUGAACCUCACACCACAGUUUCCAGUACAGAUGUGAAGGUUCUUCAUGAAGACUAUCCCAUCCAGACAGAAAUGGCUUUGAUUUACCAGUCAGCUGCGUGGGUUUUGGCCGGGAUAUUACUGGCUAUUGUCAUAUUCCUCAGUUCAGCCAUUCUAUUGAACAAAAAGAAGAAUGGGAUUCAAAUGCCAUGCUAUGGCGCACCGAAAAAGACAGUAAUACUGAAAAAACACGUCACCAAGAACUCAGUGGUCUAUAUGGAGCCUUCCAGUGAAGAUGCCUUCCAGAGCAUUCGAAACGGAUGCACGCUCGGCUUGGCCAAAGACCUCAGCUCUCCUGGCAGGGAUAGGUACGGCAGCAAGCAAAACUCCCCCCUGGAUUAGAGUGGCGUUGGGCCUACAGCACAAUCUGCAUUGUCCUCUGUCCACUAAACACACACUGUCUUUCCAUCAAACUUUUGGUAAAAGGAUUUGGGGGAGCCUUCUUGCUGGUGGCUGCUCCCGCCAUAUUUUGUAUUUCCAAGUGCCUUUUGAGGAGAAUCAUUUAAAGUAGCACAAAGGAUGUGCCCACAGUGGGUGGGUAAAGCUGGGUAAAGGUACCAUCAGAGCAAAGGCUGCAGCAAUUGGGAUGAAGACGCCAGCGCUGCUAUGCCAGACAAGUUUCAAGGUGAUGCUGAGCCAAUACUCUGUAUAGCCGGACAGUCUUAAAGUGAGAUUUACACAGAAAAAGUAUUAUAAGGUUUUUUUUAUGUUUCAUUUUUUUAUUGUUUAAAGUGUGCUUUUGGCUGUUCUUAGUACAAUCGUUCUAAAUCUGUGAAAUGUUCUGUUUGCUACUUCAUAACAGAUGUGGCUUGAUGUUGAAGAGCUCUUAAACUUAACAUGAAAUGCAUGGGCUGCUCACUUUGGGCUUAAUGUAGUAGGUGAGGGCUUUAUUAACAACUAGAGCACCCCCUGUGUUCACCGAGAACAAUGACCUAUCAUAUCUAAUUUCUCUCUCUUCUGAAUGAAGUUCUUCUGUCACUUUAAAAUGCUGUGAACUUUUGGGUUGUUUAGGUGAGUUCGUUUAUUUCUUUAAGGAUAGAAAAGGCCAAGAAAACAAGUGCAACAAAAGAUAAGCUGUAGGUUGGAUUCUACAGCACCGUCGUCCUUCCUGCCACCUCAGUUUUAAAAUCCCCAUGAAGAAAAUGAAAGUCUCUCUGGACUUUGCUUUUAGACUGGCAUCCUAUUCGGGGCUGCCAGGCUAGAAUGCACCCUUGAUUGGAUUGAGAACGUUAGUCCUAAAUGUCUUAUUUGGUUUAACUAUUCAUAGUUGAGGUUGGUUAGAGGCUUGUUCAUAGUGUCAAAGCCUGUAAAAAAUAAGAAUUCAGUGAAAGGAUCUUUAAAGCGAUAUUAUAAUUCAUAUUCUUCAUCUUCAUCAUUUGAGCAAUGGGAGCAGAGCAGGUGUGAGCCUUGGGUGGGCUCCAUUUAUUGACCAGGGUGUGAACCCCUACCUCUUCCAUUCAGAUUUGCUCUUCACAUCCCACACCUAAUUAGUCAUCAAGUGCAGCCCCAGUUGUGGUGUCAUAUGAGCAAAACCUGCAGAGCUGUAACAUCGUGCCUGCUUCACCCAAAAACGAUUGUUUGUUUAUCUGUUACUUGCUGAUCUUCAGUUGAAAAGUUCCAUCUUGUAUUGCCACACUUCCCGAGGUGAUUUUACAGAAGUGGUUAAUUUAAUAAUAUUUCCGUUAAAAUACAUGUGUUAGUGAUAUGGUGAGCAUAUGACUGGAUACCCGACAUGUCAAGCAAUGAGGUUCUUUCAUGGACAUUUUUGUUAUGAUGCGAUUUCAUUAUAAGUUUAUUUUUUUUAUUUUUUCUUGGACAUUUUUGAUACAUUUAAGGAUUUUGAAGGUUUGCUAAAUCUUAUUUUGAUCACAUUUUAUUUGUAAAAAUGUUUUAUUAAAGAUGGUAAAAUAUGUUAACGUCUUUCCAUAACACCAUUUUGUUUUCUGUAGGCGCCAUUACUUUAGGUUUAUUUUAUGUACUGUUGCUAGCUACGUUGCUAUAUGGGGCAACCGGAGUUCCCAACCAAUGAUGCUAUGGGUUAGAGGGUAUGAAGUUCAGCUCAAAGACUUUAUGGUCAUCCAAAUUCUGGAUAAAAGUCUUUAGCAGCAAGUGCAUUUCGUUUAUCAGUCUUUUGGGGACAACUUCAGGAUCUGUUACAUUACGUGACUUUCAGUUUUAUAUUUGUCAUAAUUUAUCUAAGAGGACACGAUUGAUGGGACACUUCGAUCGUGGGUGGGCUCUGUGUGUUGAUGUGAGCUGACAAGCAAUGAAUGCUCAUCUGAAGGCAUAUAAUACAACAAGGAAUA